Messenger RNA from Danio aesculapii, 962 nucleotides. RefSeq names its product thiamine triphosphatase (gene thtpa). Gene Ontology annotation, molecular function: thiamine triphosphate phosphatase activity; magnesium ion binding. The record is from RefSeq and is a predicted model, not a curated record. Gene Ontology annotation, biological process: thiamine metabolic process; thiamine diphosphate metabolic process; dephosphorylation. The coding region runs from base 67 to 735 and encodes 222 amino acids. NCBI's taxonomy places the organism in Eukaryota, Metazoa, Chordata, Actinopteri, Cypriniformes, Danionidae. The transcript has 4 exons.
ACUAGAAAGACUGCUGAGGACCCCGAUUCGCCGUCUGCCAUCAUUACACUGAUUGAUCGUACAAAAAUGACUGUAGAAGUGGAAAGAAAAUUCGUGUGUGAUGCAGAAAUUAUGAGGAAACUACAGGAUAUUGGAGCCGAAUGCGUUGGUGAGCGAGAGUUUGGAGACCAGUACUUUGACUCUCCAGAUUUCCUCCUUACGCUGAAGGAUUUCUGGCUGAGAUGCAGAGACGGACAGUGGGAAUUGAAAAGCCCUGCAGUUUCAGAAGCUCCAUCUGAGAUGCUCUGCACUCGAUACAGAGAGAUAACCAGCCUACCUGUGAUUGAAUCAGAAGUCAGCAAGAUUAUCAGAGAAUCAAACUCCUCACAAAGGAAACAAAUUGACCAAACUGAGGACACGCCGAUCUGUUCGGCAGGAGACACAAAGUGGCUGAACGAGCUCGGUUUGGUGUGUUUUGCUGAGUUCAGGACUCAACGUUGCUCUUAUGUGCUGGAGAGGGAGGACGGAGCGGUGCGGGUGGAUCUGGACCGGGCUGAUUUCGGUUAUUGUGUGGGGGAGAUUGAGGUGUUGGUGCCUGAAGGAGGAGACAUGAAUGCAGCUCUGCAGAGUAUUACAAGCAUUGCUGAACAGCUGGGUUUGAACUCGGAGAAGAAAGUAAAGGGGAAAAUGGAUGUUUUCCUUCAAAGAAAUCGACCAGAUCAUUACAACACACUUCUUAAUGCUCAUAUUUUAUGAGGUAUCACUAUUGUAACAUAUGAUUGGAAGUUUUUAACUGAUUAAGUUAUGGAAACUUGCACUAAUGCUCAUAUUUUCAUGAGCAAGUAAUAUCUGUUAAUAUCAUGUAUGGUUUAAUAAUAACAAAGUUGCUCUUAUCUUGUCAAGGGGAAAUACACAUAAAAACAGGUAAAAAAAAGGUAAAGUUUGUGACAUGAUGUUUUUAGUUAUAUAAAGCAGAUAUCUGA